AUGUCCAACAAUUCGCAAACUUUAUUAGAUAUUUUUCAAGAGAUCUUGGCGGCAUCUGGCAAUUCUUCCAAUAGCAAGACCAUCAAUGAGACGAGAAUUCUAUCGGCUUUAAAGGAGCAGGCAUCAAAAGGAAAGCCUGAAAAUUUUGGCUCUGUUUUAAUCAAAGUAGUAAGUGAUGUUCAGAGCAAAUUAAAUCUAUCCAUAAAGCCAGACGGCUAUUGUGGUUAUUGUGAGGGAGAUUUUCGGGAUGUCAUCCAUGCUUAUAACGGCAUUCAUGGAUAUGUCAGUCUUAUGGUAUGCACAAUAGGCGUGAUAGCGAAUACAAUGAACGUGGCGGUGCUGACACGUCGCGAUAUGGCAGCGGCGCCAAUCAAUCGCCUGUUGAAGUGGCUGGCUGUCGCAGACGUUUUCGUCAUGCUUGAAUACGUGCCAUUUUCUAUAUAUAAAUACUUGGUACUACCUGAGAAAUUGGAUUUUCCGUAUUCGUGGGCGAUGUACUUACUCUUUCAUAUGCAUUUCGCUCAAAUAUUACAUACCGCGUCGAUAUGCCUCACACUGUCGCUAGCAAUAUGGAGAUACAUCGCAAUAAAAUAUUCAGAUAGAAGUCAUAUUUUGUGCACUGAACGGCGAUGCAGUAUUGCUAUCUUGACCAGUUUCUUGUUGCCGCCAAUAUUGUGCAUACCAACAUUUAUGGUAUUUGACAUUCACACAAAGAAUAUUACCGCCGUAAAUGGCAGGCCGUCAUAUAUUGCCUACCAUGUAGACUCGGACAGUCAAGGCAGACUAUAUCAAUUGAAUUUUUGGGUGCACGCUGUACUUAUCAAAUUGCUACCAUGCUCUAUUUUGACUGUAAUAAGCGUGUGGCUUAUAAGAGCGUUGUACAGUGCCAAUCAGCACCAGAAGAAUUUGAGAAACUACAGCUCAUGCCCAGCCGCCGAGAAAAUGGUAAAACGCCAACAUAAAGCGGAUAAGAGAACGGAUAGGACGACGAAGAUGUUACUGGCCGUUUUACUGCUUUUCCUCGUGACGGAAUUACCUCAAGGGAUAUUGGGUUUGAUGAGUGGAUUGCUUGGAUGGUGUUUCUUCAAACGUUGCUACGAUCUGUUUGGAGAAAUGAUGGAUUUCUUAGCGUUGCUGAAUGGCGCGAUAAACUUUAUAUUAUACUGCUCGAUGUCCAGGCAGUUUAGGCAGACGUUUAGGCAGCUAUUGUUACAAAGGCACUUCGCUCGCUUCCUGCCUCCUAAUCCCUCACACUCGGACUCCCACAACCAAAAUACGUGCACUGAAAAGAUAAAAAGAUAA
This is a messenger RNA of Nymphalis io (European peacock), 1302 nucleotides long. It is a transcript of the gene NGR-A8, whose product is annotated as G-protein coupled receptor dmsr-1-like. The transcript is spliced from 6 exons. Gene Ontology annotation, molecular function: G protein-coupled peptide receptor activity. Gene Ontology annotation, biological process: G protein-coupled receptor signaling pathway. The record is from RefSeq and is a predicted model, not a curated record. NCBI's taxonomy places the organism in Eukaryota, Metazoa, Arthropoda, Insecta, Lepidoptera, Nymphalidae. Gene Ontology annotation, cellular component: membrane. Bases 1 to 1302 code for a protein of 433 amino acids.